CGUGCGUUCCGAGCCACACACGGCGACAACAGUUCGCGAAGAGAUGUUACUACCCAUCUAUCUGGGACAUAUAACAAAAACAAAAAAUCAUAGCAACAUUAACGGUAAUCAUUUGUUGGUUACUAGGCGACCGAAAGCACGCGAAGGAUUUCCUUGGCGACUAUGAAGUCGGGAGAAUCGCAGCAGAAUCUGAUCGCGUCGGAGACCAUGAACGAGCCAACAACUCCGAUGGCCAACUUCGACAUCAAUGAUUUGACGGAGAAACCGCUCGGGCCCAUCGAGAAGACGUAUCUACUACACGCGGAAAGAGGCGACUGUGCAACGGUCAAAAGAUUGAUCAGACAAUAUGCUAACAAUCCUGAAGAGCUGGACAUAAAUUGCGUGGAUCCUUUGAACAGAUCCGCGCUGACGGCGGCAAUCGAGAAUGAGAAUAUGGAGCUGAUCAAAUUGCUCGUCGAUGAAAAAAUUCAAGUCAAGGAUGCGCUGCUUCAAGCUAUCAAAGAGGAGUACAUUGAAGCCGUCGAGUUUUUGCUUCAAUACGAAGAGGAACAUCAUGUUGUUGGACAACCUUACAGUUGGGAGUCCGUAGACAGAGCAUCUUCGACCUUCACCUCUGAUAUAACACCAUUGAUUCUUGCAUCGCAUAAAAACAAUUACGAAAUUAUUAAAAUUCUACUGGACAGAGGUGCAUCGCUACCCAUGCCGCAUGAUGUCAAAUGCGGUUGCGAUGAGUGCGUCGAGUCGAAUUCGUUGGACUCUUUGCGACAUUCGAGGGCAAGGAUCAACGCUUACCGUGCUCUGUCAGCAUCCUCCUUAAUAGCGCUCUCCUCCAAAGAUCCCGUACUGACGGCCUUUGAGUUGUCGUGGGAGCUGCGGAAACUGAGCCGCAUGGAAACGGAAUUCAGAGCCGAUUACAACGAGAUGAGGACCUUCGUGCAGGGAUUCGCCACCACCCUUCUGGACCACGUCAGGACCUCGAGCGAGCUCGAGAUCUUGCUGAACUACGAUCCAGAGGGUGACGUCUGGGAACCGGGUGAGCACCAGAGUUUGGAACGACUCAAGCUGGCCAUCAAGUAUAAACAAAAAAUGUUUGUAGCUCAUCCGAGCGUGCAGCAACUUUUGGCAGCAAUUUGGUACGAGGGGCUACCAGGAUUCCGUAGGAAAAGCCUCGUCGGCCAAUUGGUCCAAGUAGCUCAUCUUGGAGCGAUGUUUCCAAUCUACUGCACGAUCUACAUGAUGAAACCGGAAUCGGAGAUGGGACUCUUCCUGAAGAAACCCUUCGUCAAAUUCAUAUGUCACAGCACUUCGUACGCCUACUUCUUAAUGCUGCUGGGAGCCGCCUCUCAGCGAGUGGAAGUCCUAGCGAUCCAGAUGUUCGGGAACGAGUGGAUGCAAGAGAUGGUAGCUGAAUGGAGGAGAAAGGAGCGCGGCGCCGGGCCAGGAAUUGCUGAAUGCGGCGUAAUCCUUUAUAUGAUAAGUUUAAUAUGGGCGGAGAUAAGGACGUUGUGGACAGAAAGCUUUUCAGAUUACCUAUCCGAUCUGUGGAACAUCGUGGACUUCAUUACGCUAACCUUCUACAUGACAUGGCUAGCUCUGAGGAUGUCGUCCAUCUACACGGUCUGGCGCGAAGCGAGUCAAGGACGAGAUCCAUGGUAUCCUCGAGAACAGUGGGAAUCUUUCGAUCCGAUGCUGCUCUCCGAAGGAGCUUUUGCAGCCGGAAUGAUUUUCAGUUUCCUCAAGCUUGUCCACAUCUUCAGCGUGAACCCGCACUUGGGACCGUUGCAAAUCUCAUUAGGUCGCAUGAUCAUCGACAUCGUCAAAUUUUUCUUUAUCUACACCUUAGUGUUAUUUGCUUUUGGUUGCGGUCUAAACCAAUUGCUCUGGUAUUACGCCGAAUUGGAGAAGAGCAAAUGCUAUCAUCUGCCUAGCGGUUUACCUGAUUUCGAUAACAAUGAUAUGGCAUGCAGCAUUUGGCGUAGAUAUGCAAAUCUAUUUGAAACAUCUCAGUCCCUUUUCUGGGCUAGCUUCGGUUUGGUAGAUCUCGUGUCUUUCGAGUUAACAGGCAUCAAGGGCUUCACGAGAUUCUGGGCUUUGCUAAUGUUCGGAUCGUAUUCCGUCAUCAACGUAAUUGUUCUACUCAAUAUGCUCAUCGCUAUGAUGUCCAACUCUUACCAAAUUAUUUCAGAAAGAUCCGAUUCCGAAUGGAAAUUUGCAAGGUCCAAACUGUGGAUCAGCUAUUUCGACGACGGAGACACUCUACCACCUCCAUUUAACAUAUUCCCAAGACCAAAGAAUCUGUUAAUGUGCAGGAAUAAAGAUGGUAGAACGAAGUCGUUUAAGAGGAGGACCAAAGAGAAGGAACGCUUGAUUCACGAGAAGAUGACCAGGAUGUUAGUGAGAAGAUUCGUGAUGGCGGAGCAAAGGAAACGCGACGAUUUCGGAAUCACCGAGGACGAUGUUUUGGAGAUCAGGCAGGACAUAUCGAAGAUGCGUUACGAUUUGUUGGACAUAUUCAAGUUGAACGGAAUGCAGACACCAAAUUUGUCUUCGGAAACAGAAUUGUCCGGGAAGAAAGGUAAAGUGAUGGAGCGACGAUUGCUGAAGGAUUUCCACAUCGGUAUAGUUGAGCAAGCGGUGAGCGAGGCGAUGAGCGCUUCCAAAGAACCGAAAGAUAUCUUCGGGCAUUUGGCUAAGGUCAUUGGUAGAGGAUCGAAAAAUAAGUCGAACAAAAAGGAUUGGAACUCUAUGGUAAGGAAGGGCACCAUCAAGGAUCAAAUUGGAACGACGAAGAGUGCGGAUGACGCGCGUAUAGGACGACAAAGUUUGCGGAAGCACAUCUUGAGUAACGUUUCUUCGAGAUCGGGUAUCGAUCAAAAUAAGCUCUUGGAGUACAAUCCGAAGCUGUCCGAGGUUCCGAGAGGCGCUAGAACUGCGUACGCGAAGUUCAUGACCAAGAAAAUCCAGCAGGAUUAUACCGAAGAGGAUGACACCGCCAAAGCCGAGGGCGUCGCGAUGCCGGGGAAGAGCGUCAAGAAGCCGGCACCGCCGAAACCUUCCGUAAAGUUCAAACAUUCCGUGGAUAGUAGCAGCGGCACCGUGGAGGAGACCGACAAGAAAAGUGAUGCGAAAGGCGCCGACGGAGUGGAAACUAAAAUAACUGGAAGUGGUGACACGGCAUUCAAGUCUGCGGAAUCUAAAAGCGCGCAGGAAAAUAAUGAUAAGAAGACCGAUGAUAAGCAGAAAACCGAAGAUUCUAAAGAAUCAAUGGACGUGAAACCUAAAGAUGAAAAACCGAAAGAGGAGAAUCCAAAAGAGGAAAAACCGAAAGAGGAAAAACCGAAGGAAGAGAAAGUAGCUAGUGGAGAAAAAAGUAAGGUGGAUGAAACGAAGGAGAAAGAUGGUAAGUCGAAGGGUGAGAAAAUUGACGAUAAAAGUGAAGAGGCAGCAAAGGAUGCGAGUAAAGAUGAUAAGAAGAAAGACAAUGAUGAUAAAAAGGUGAAACCAAAGGAAGAUAAAGCUGGAACAUCAAAAGAUGAUAAGAGUAAAGUGGAGAAGGAGGUAAAGGCGGUUUUAACUAUUGAAAAUGAAAGGCCGUCAACUGGUGGGAAAUCCAAGUUGUCGGGGAAAGUGAGAACCGGAUGGAUUUAGAUGCAAAGUUGAGUUUAUAAUUGUAUUUUAGGUUUAAAGUUUUGAGUCUUUCACUUAUUCAGUUGAUAUUUAUUUAACACAGAAUAUACAUUAUAAAAUA
Molecule: messenger RNA, 3748 nt
Organism: Nicrophorus vespilloides
Lineage: Eukaryota; Metazoa; Arthropoda; Insecta; Coleoptera; Silphidae
Product: transient receptor potential protein-like
Exons: 19
Coding region: 163-3648 (1161 amino acids)
Biological process (GO): manganese ion transport; calcium ion transmembrane transport; regulation of cytosolic calcium ion concentration
Cellular component (GO): membrane; cation channel complex
Molecular function (GO): protein binding; inositol 1,4,5 trisphosphate binding; store-operated calcium channel activity
Source: RefSeq, a predicted model, not a curated record